Messenger RNA from Scomber scombrus (Atlantic mackerel), 1427 nucleotides. RefSeq names its product Na(+)/H(+) exchange regulatory cofactor NHE-RF4-like. Bases 75 to 1427 code for a protein of 450 amino acids. NCBI's taxonomy places the organism in Eukaryota, Metazoa, Chordata, Actinopteri, Scombriformes, Scombridae. The record is from RefSeq and is a predicted model, not a curated record. The transcript is spliced from 10 exons. Gene Ontology annotation, cellular component: apical plasma membrane. Gene Ontology annotation, biological process: protein localization to plasma membrane. Gene Ontology annotation, molecular function: protein-membrane adaptor activity; signaling receptor binding.
CAUCAGGUUGUGAUUAUUCAUUCAUUCAUUCAUGUCAGUGUUUCUCUGUCUCUCACACAGGCUGCCAGGAUGAGAUGGAAUUUCCACGUUUUACCUUCAAUCCAAAGGAAGGGAUUGAUAAUCCAGCUCUAGUCAUCGCUGAUGAUCCUGAGCCGGACCACAGCCCGGCACCCAGAUUGUGCCAGCUGAAGCGUCUGGAGGGACAGAGCUUUGGCUUCUACCUGCAGGUAGUGAAGGACGGCCAAGGCUUUGAGAUCAGACGUAUGGAGCCGUGGAGCCCUGCAGAGCACAGCGGCCUCAGAGAGGGAGACAGACUGCUGGAGGUCAAUGAUGAAUAUGUGGGCAACAUGGACUUCUACAGGGUGGUGAGGAAGAUCCAGGCAUGUGGCUUACAUCUAUUUCUCCUGGUGAUGAGGCGAGAUGAGUAUGAGCAGGCAGUGUGUAUGGGUGUGGACCUGCAGACACUCGCUACAGCCACCAAAGGGGGCCGCUGCUCCAGGCCCAGACUGUGUCACAUCAGCAGACACCCAGAGCAAGGUGUGGGGAUGAACAUCAUCUCAGUGGAAGGUCAGAAAAGCCAGUACAUCGUGAGCACAGUGACUGAUGGUCCAGCAGAGAGAGCUGGUGUCUGCAGUGGAGACAGACUGAUCUGGAUCAACGGCGUCAUGACGACCACACUCUCACUCUCCUCUCUCAACAGAAUUCUGAAGAAGAGCUCAAACUCAGUGACAGUGCUGGUCAUUGACAGUGAGAGCGAGUGUUGCUACAUAAGGAGGAAGAUGCCCAUCCUGCCUGUGCUGGCAGAAUUCUGCAGCCUCCCUCACACAGUCAAGACCUUGCAUCUGGUUAAAGGAAGUGACGGGUACGGCUUCCUGCUGAGGCAAGAGAAGCUGAAGGUCACACGACGGAUAGUUCAUGUGCUGCGGGAGGUGGAUGUGGGGAGUCCAGCUGAGGAGGUAGGGAUGGAGGAUGGAGACCUGCUGCUGGGAGUCAAUGGGGAACCUGUGGAGUCCAUGGAGCAUGAGGACAUUGUGAAAAGGAUCAAACAGAGUGGUGAUGAAGUCAGCCUCUUCUCUAUAUCAAUACCAGGAAGAGACUUUUACAGAGGGUUAGACAUUUCUCCACUGUUGUUCCAUGAAGAAUUUACAGUCCAGGAUGAGAAGAAGCAGGCUGUGUCCUGCUGCAAUAAGAGCCAGAGUGGAACUUCACUAAGACGUGGAGGUGGAAGCCUGUCUCCUGCCACAGUCUGUGUUCAGGACAGAGAGACAGGCUCUGCUUUCCACUCACACUAUGUCGCCAUUCAGACAGGAAACUUCACCACACAGGUACCAUUCAUUACAUGGUCUACAUACUCUACCCAGUACCAGUACCAGUACAAGUACCAGUACCAGUACCAGAGUGACUGUUCUGUCACAGAGAUCAAGUGA